Diprion similis is the source of this 1645-nucleotide messenger RNA. RefSeq names its product UDP-glucosyltransferase 2-like. Lineage: Eukaryota; Metazoa; Arthropoda; Insecta; Hymenoptera; Diprionidae. The coding region runs from base 23 to 1630 and encodes 535 amino acids. The record is from RefSeq and is a predicted model, not a curated record. The transcript is spliced from 5 exons. Gene Ontology annotation, molecular function: UDP-glycosyltransferase activity.
AAACGCAGUACUGAGUGUGGAUAUGUUGAAGAUGAGUAGAAACAUGUCAGGAUGGACUUUUUUUACGUUUUUUAUGCUAUUUGGGUGUGGAUUGGACUACGGUGAUAGUGCAAGAAUAUUGAGCAUAUUCCCAGCACCAUCGAUAAGCCAUCAAUCGGUAUUUCGGAAGCUGACUUUGGAAUUGAAUAAACGAGGUCAUGAACUCGUUGUGGUAACGACAGACCCGGUUAAAGACUCGACUCUGAAAAAUUACCGAGAAAUUGAUAUCAGCUUUCUCUACAAGCAGAAAAACAAUAUGGGUAGUAUUGUUGAUUUUAGAGGAAAAUUUGACUGGCUUACAAGGUUGUCGAUGCUUGAACCAUUGAUGACAUCGCAGGCUGCUCAGAUAUUCAGUUUUCCAGAGUUCAGGAAAUUAUAUGAACCAGGCAGUGGUGAAAAGUUUGAUUUGGUACUGAUUGAGAUAUUCUUUUCACCUGCUUUCAUGGCCUUAGCCGAACGUUUCAAGGCUCCGUUAAUUGGUAUCGCAAGUGCGAAUCUGCAGUUAGGUGUGCAAUACGGAAUAGGCGAGCCCAUAUUACCGUCUCACCCAUCGGUUUGGGAAAUGAACGUGAAGGGGGAUAAUUCAUGGAUACCAUGGCAGCGGUUGGAAAACUUCAUUCAAAGCUGGAGGGUGAUUCAUUAUUACAGGACUGUCGUUUUACCGAAACACAAAGAACUUGCUGAAAAGUUUCUCGGCAUUGAGAUUCAAGAUCUCCACGAAAUGGAGAAGAACAUAAGUUUGAUUUUCGUUAAUCAACAGAAGCCGAUUUCUUUCGUCAGGCCAAGUGUUCCAAAGGUCAUUGAAAUCGGCGGCUUUCACAUGUCCGAUAAAAGCAAGCCUUUGCCUAAGGAUCUUCAGAAAACUUUAGACGAAGCUACUCAGGGUUUCGUUUACAUGAGUCUCGGAUCGAACAUCAAGAGCAAUACGUUGUCGAAGAACGUACGAGACGCUUUUAUAACCGCGUUUUCAAAGCUUCCUUACAAGGUGAUAUGGAAGUUUGAGGACGACCAGCUCGAAGGCAAACCGGACAACGUGAUUAUCCUCAAGUGGGCGCCACAACAGGCAAUUCUGGCUCAUCCCAACAUCAAGCUCUUCAUCUACCAAGGCGGACUCCAGAGUACGGAAGAAGCCGUAUCGCACGGCGUGCCUCUGGUCGGGUUUCCGGUAAUGGGGGACCAAGAUGUGAACGUGAAUAAAAUGGUGUCUCUUGGCGUAGCCAAGAAGCUGGAAAUCAAAACUAUCACCUCGGAUGAUCUACUGGAUGCGAUAAAUACCGUUACUCGUGAUGCGAGCUACAGAGAGAAGAUGAUGAAUUUGCGAUCGCUGCUUAAGGACAAGCCGCAAGAUUCGCUUAAAAAUGCGAUUUGGUGGACAGAACAUGUGAUACGACACAGAGGUGCUCCACACCUACAUUCGACUACCGCAGAGGAGCCGUGGUACCAACGUCAGGAUAUGGACAUAAUUGCGUUUCUUUCUGCUGCGUUUAUUUUCACUUUGAUCCUGACUAAUCUUAUCUUAUACAAAUGCGCAGUUUACGGUAUUAGAGCGUUUGGUUUUCGUUCGGUAGAUAAAACGAAGAAACGAAAUUAAAGUUUUCUCACCUCA